This is a messenger RNA of Elaeis guineensis (African oil palm), 2160 nucleotides long. Its product is annotated as protein CYPRO4. Gene Ontology annotation, cellular component: cytoplasm; nucleus. Lineage: Eukaryota; Viridiplantae; Streptophyta; Magnoliopsida; Arecales; Arecaceae. The record is from RefSeq and is a predicted model, not a curated record. Gene Ontology annotation, molecular function: protein binding.
GAACCCCGCAACCCCCACCCCAUCCCUUCGUUCAAAAUUUGAAAUCUCUCGUCCCGAACCCCGCAACCCCCACCCUCACCUCCCUCCCAAACCCUUUCCUCUCUCUCACACGCAAACACACACGUAGAGAGCCAUGGGCGGCUCCCAGAGUCGCGAGGGUCUGGAGCUCUCCGACUCCGACACCGAAGAAGAAAAUGUCGAAGAAGAAGAAGAAAAGCAACCCUCACGAUCCCCCGCUGAUCGAAGCCGGUCCAAAACCCUAACCCCAACUCCGACCUCCCUCGACGCCAUCGACGAGAAGCUCCAAUCCCUCAACCUCAAAUACUCCAAGCCCUCCUUUCUCUCCUCCCAAAACCCUAACAACCCCAAUACCGCCGCCAAGCUCUACCUCCACAUCGGCGGCAGCUCCCCCACCGCCCGCUGGAUCACCUCCGAGAAGCUCACCUCCUUUUCCUUCGCCCGCUCGUCCGACGAUUCCGACAACGACGCCACCGGCCCCUGGUUCCUGAUCAUCGGAUCCAAGAUCCGGGCCCUGGUGGGCCCCGAGAUGCAGCUCAAGCCCUUUCCAGACCAGCGCCGCGUCGAUUUUGUGGCCGAUGGCGUCUGGGCCCUCAAGUUCUUUGCCCCUGACGGCUACCGGAAGUUCUACGACGAGUACCAGAACUGCCUCUUUGAGAAUAGCUACGGCCUCGAGGCGACGGAGGAGAACAGGGCGAAGGUCUUCGGGAAGGACUUCUUGGGGUGGGCGAGGCCGGAGGAGGCGGAUGACUCCGUUUGGGAGGAUGCCGGGGAGAGCUUCGAGAAGAGCUCAAGCUCUGCCUCCAGGACGCCGUCCAGGACGAAUCAGGACCUCUUGGAGGAGUUCGAGGAGGCUGCCAGUGAGGGUGGGAUUCAGAGCCUGGCAUUGGGGGCGCUGGAAAAUAGCUUCUUGGUGAGCAAUUCGGGCAUUCAGGUCGUCAAGAACUUUAGCCAUGGGAUCCAUGGAAAGGGUGUGUCAGUUAGGUUCUCCAGUAAUGGGAAUAGGGGUGGGUUUUCUACUCCAAAGAAGGCACUUUUGAUGAGGGCGGAAACCAACAUGUUGUUGAUGAGUCCUUCCAACGGUGAGAGGCCACAAUCCACUGGUGUCCACCAGCUUGAUAUUGAAACCGGGAAAGUUGUGACAGAAUGGAAAUUUGAGAAGGAUGGGACUGAUAUUACCAUGAGAGACAUCACAAAUGAUAGCAAAGGAUCACAACUAGACCCAUCGGAGUCCACCUUUCUGGGGUUGGACGAUAAUAGGUUGUGCCGUUGGGACAUGAGGGACCGUGGAGGAAUGGUUCAGCACCUCGCGAACUCAAUGGAAUCACCUGUAUUGCACUGGACACAGGGGCAUCAAUUCUCCAGAGGGACUAAUUUUCAGUGUUUUGCUGCAACCGGUGAUGGGUCUAUUGUGGUGGGAUCUCUUGAUGGGAAGAUUCGGCUGUACUCAAAGAACUCGAUGAGGAUGGCAAAGACUGCUUUUCCAGGGCUUGGGUCUCCGAUCACCCAUGUGGAUGUUACAUUUGAUGGGAAGUGGAUUUUGGGCACAACAGACAUGUAUUUGGUCCUCAUAUGCACCAUCUUUAAGGACAAGGAUGGAAAGGAGAAGACUGGUUUUAGUGGGCGGAUGGGAAACCGGAUUGCAGCUCCAAGAUUGUUGAAGCUUACUCCAUUGGAUUCACACCUAGCUGGGACAAACAAAAAGUUCCAUGGGGGUCAGUUCUCAUGGGUUACUGAAAAUGGUAAGCAGGAAAGGCAUCUUGUUGCCACCGUCGGCAAAUUCAGCAUCAUCUGGAACUUUCAGCAAGUGAAGAACAGCAGUCAUGAGUGCUAUCAAAAUCAGGAAGGACUGAAGAGCUGUUACUGCUACAAGAUUGUCCCAAAAGAUGAAUCCAUUGUGGACAGCCGCUUCAUGCAUGACAAUUUUGCUGUGAGUGAUUCUCCAGAGGCUCCAUUGGUAGUCGCAACCCCAAUGAAAGUCAGCUCCUUCAGUAUAUCAAGUAGGCACUAGCUUGUGCCUGUUGUUGUUGUUGUUGGUUUUCCUUUAUAUGGUUUUCUUUUGAAGAGACUGGAAAAAUCCUUAAAUGAGGAAUUCGGAUUGUUUAAUAUAUUGAAAUUUGUUAGUGCACUACUAUUUGUGGA